Messenger RNA from Linum trigynum, 3963 nucleotides. The record is from the annotation of a GenBank genome assembly. NCBI's taxonomy places the organism in Eukaryota, Viridiplantae, Streptophyta, Magnoliopsida, Malpighiales, Linaceae.
CGAAUAGCACUCCAAGAUUAUCGAUAUUUCUUUAUAGGUAUAACUAUAUGGAUUUAAAUAGAUUCAAAUUGUGAGUUCGACCCAAAUAAAUGUUUUUAUGCUCUAGCUCUCUCCCCAUUCCAUAAUUAGUAAAUUAAAUUAAUCCGGAAAACGGGCCGGGUCCAAGCUAGUUAAGUUUAGGUAGCAGCAAUGGAGCAUCUACCAAAUUAUAUAGUUUGCGUUACUUUUUUUGUUUUACUUUACUUUUAGAUUUAGCUGCUCUAUUAUUUAUUAGAAGAUAAGUGAUCAUUUGGGACAGUAAUUUUGAAGUUUUAAAAGCAUAAUUCUAAAUGAAUAAAGUCUAGCAGUGGAUACAAAACUUAGUAGAGCACUCUGCCACAUUACAUUAAAAAAUUAGAUAAUGUAAAAGAAGUAUAAUAAUAGUGUUCAUUACAAUGUCAAUGGUACAUGACGAUCUUUUAACUUAGCAAAGUCAUCAAUCAUGGAGUCGUCAUCAAUACCAAUAGCAUACCCUCUUUCAAAUAAAAAUAGCUAAACAAUCAACAAGAAUAUCAUCGCUCAUUUUAUUGCGCAAAUAAGUUUUCACAUGUUUCAUUGCUCAAUAGGUUCUCCCCGUAGUAGUCGUUGAAACGUUCACGGUCAACACUAGACGAAUCAACCGACUAAUCAAUUUGUAUUGUGUGUUCAUCAAUGUUUCAACCAGCUUCUAUAGUACUUUCGGAAGGGAAGAAACCUCAUAUUUUUAAGUCUUUACGUUUUUUACCUUUAUGUUUCAUUGUUUUAUUAUUUCAAAGGAAAAUCAUUUGGGAUAGAAUUUCUAGCCACUAAUUUGAAUAUGUUCAUAUGAACUAUUUUUCUAAUUGAACAAAAUUUUAUUAUCAAAUAAUAUUGAACCGAAUACCUGAAACCAAAAAAUUCCUAAUUAUCAUACUAUCUCUAAAUUAAGAUGAGGGUUAGGACGCGACCCGAGGUGACGACCACCAGAUCCGCCACUGAUAAAGUCUAGCAAAAAUAAAGAAAUCACUCUAGCGGAUUGGUAUACAUUAAAAAGAGAAAAUGAACAAAAUCAUAAUAGGUAUUACGGGUACCCAUAUUAUUAACUAUUGUAUUUGUAUUGGGAAUAAAUCUUAAUGGGUAUUACAGGUAUCCUUAUUAUCCAAACGGGUGUUAGCGGAUAAUCCCGUGGAUACCCAAUAUUAAAAAAUAUUAAUCCCAAGUCUUAUAUCAUAAUAAAUAUUAUGAUAUUUGGAUUAGGGGUGGCUAUUUGGACCGGGACCGGAUUAAAAACCGGAAACCGGAACGUAUAACCCGGACCGAGACCGGAUCAGGACCGGAUAGUAAACAAUCCAAUCCAAUCUUUGGGCUUAGAUUUGAGGUAAAAAACCGGAUAAAGACCGGAUAUGAGAGCUCAACACCCAAAACUUAAGGGUAAUUUGCAUAAACGGUCACAAACCUUUGCACUUAGUACAAAACUUAACCAACUCCUCACCCUUUAAGGCCUUAGGCCACUCAAAUCCUACAAUCUCAAUGUAAAAUCAAGACCGAAUUGGGACCGGACCGGAUCAAAACCGGAUCAGAUCAAGACCAGACUGUAUCCAAUCCAAUCUUCGGUCCUUAUAUUUUCAAAAAGACCGGACUGGACCGGAUCAAUUUGGGCCAAUUUAACCGGACCGGACCGUAUAGCCACCCCUAAUUUGGAUACCCGUAACUCUCAGAAAACGGAACGGAUAUGUGUAUUCUCAAAUACCGGUUUGUCGUUACUCAGGAAUCUCAAUUCAACGUGUGACUUUGUGACAACGGGUCUUACUAAAUAUGGGGGCUACCUGCUAUCAAAUUCGACACUAAUGGGGCUUCGCCCCUAGCAGCAUUGUACCCCGGGAAUACCAACGAGCCUCGCUUGAAUUCGAACCUAGGAUCUGCAACUCCCAAACCUUCAUUGUCGCGAUAGUUUUACCGUUAGACUAUCUUACUUUUGGUUAUAUAUUUUCUUACGUACUGGCAUAUAUAAGCACAAAUAUUGGCUAAAUAUAUGACAAAUGCAGAGUACUAUUUAAUAUUUAUACACUAAUGAAAACUGUUUUUUUUACUGUAAUAGUGACAACUGCUUUUAAAAGACAAGAAUAGUACAGAUAUUUGUACUACAAGUACUGCACAUAUAAUUACAUAUAUAUUGUUCUCAUCCCAAUCACAAUCUCAAGGUUCUUUAAAGUAGGGGUGGCAGAUCGGUUGUCGGUUAUCGGAUAACCGCCGGUUACAACCGAUAACCGGAAACCGAUUCUUAAGCAACGCGGUCGAACGGGUUCAAGCUAAACGGUAUCCUUGAUGACGCAAUCCGCCUUCACCUCUUCCCCCAUCUCUGGAGGGGCAUGCUAAGAGAUGGUUGGAGACCCAACCCACAUUGUCCAUCACUUCUUGGGACGAUCUGGCCGACAAGUUCGUGCACAGGUACUAUCCAGCAUCGAAGACCACAAAGAUCCAGCGGGAGAUCACUCACUUCCGCCAAGAGCCUAGACCUCCAAUUUUGAGUUCUAUCCGUAAACCCCAAAUUAUAAACCCUAAUACUAAUCCUAAAUCUCUAAACUCUAAUCCUUCAAAUUAAAGUAAAUUUUUAAUAGUUUUUUGUGCAAAUUCAUGUGCAUUAUUGUUCAUCAAAUAUAAGUGAUGAUUGAGAUAUUUUGCACAUGUCAGGGAAACAUGUGUUAAUCACAUGCUUGCGAAUGAUAAGCUGCGACAAAAUUAAGCGAAUAUAUUGUCGCAGAAGUGGACAAGUAAACAUUCCAGUAAAAGCCAAAAUGCUCGAAAAUAUAUAAAGAUGCCAUAUAUAGUAGGGAUAAUUAUCACCAGAUAAGUUAACCAAGUAAUUGGAUGAUAUUUACUAAUUUGUACUAAUUUGUCGUGUUAUUCUCUGUUGGUUUCUAUAUGAAUCCUGUCUUCAAUCUUAAUAUCGGGACUCAAACAACUCCCAUUCGAAUAUGAAAAUGGAAAUUGUAUAUGUGAUUAAGAGUAUUGGUUGUGCACUUGUGCUCUUGAAUAUGUAGAUGAGAUGUAGGAUUUAUAGACCGGUAUUAAUUAAUUUUAAUAACUACCAUGAAUUCAUAAUGUAUCCAUUUCUACAAAUUGUAAGGCCUCGUUUAGUAUCGAUUUGUUGUUGUUGUGGUUGCAGUGGUGUUGUGUAAACAGAUGUACAACCACAACAGGAAAAAAAUAGAAAACACAAACCUGUUUAGUUGAUAAUCUGAAAAAUAAUGAAAGAAGACAACAAGAAACAAAAACGCGUCCAGUUACUACUAUUAGAACUAAAAACCAGAAAAGAGAGGAGGCGGCGAUGGGGGGAAAGGAUUCGCAGUCGGCGGCGGGGAAUCUAGAGGAGGUGGCGGGAGGAAAGGGAGGCGACGGGAAUCGAGAGGAGGAGGCGACAGGGGAAAAGGCAGGCGGCGGGGGGAAAGGAUUCGAAGUCGGUAGCGGGGGAAAGGGAGACGACGGGAAUCGAGAGGAGGAGGCGGCAGAGGUUGCGAGGUCGGGCGACAGGGUAAAGGGAGGCGGCGGGGCAAAGGGACGAAAUCGGCGGCAAGGGGGGAGAUGGACGAUAUCGGUGGCCUGGGUCUCGAGAGGGAGGGAGCUGUUGGGCGGCGGGUUUGGGAGAAGAUGAGGGUUGGGUUGGCCGACUAGGGUUUGGAGGUGGGUUUGUGAGUUAAAAAAAAAAGAUUUUUUUUGCUUUAGGUGGGAUUCGAAUUGAGGGUUGUUUUAAUGAAAACAAACGGGAAUCCUGUGUAAAACAUGUAGAAGAAUCAAAUCCAAAGCAAUAAAUUGUUGUUUCUCAAAUUUGGGCCCUGUUGUGCAAAUCUGAUUCACAACAAAAAAUAGAAACCCAACUAAAUAUGUUUUUUUUUCUUGGUUUCUCCAAUCUUGAAAAACACAACAGAAAACAAAAACAGGCAACAAUACUAAACUGGACCUAAGUAA